Erythranthe guttata (spotted monkey flower) is the source of this 1549-nucleotide messenger RNA. NCBI's taxonomy places the organism in Eukaryota, Viridiplantae, Streptophyta, Magnoliopsida, Lamiales, Phrymaceae. The record is from RefSeq and is a predicted model, not a curated record.
AUUACACACGAUUUCUGAUGGCUUUUAUUCUCUCAGGGUUCUUUGCAAAUUCUUUGCUCAUGGUGCAUGUCUAAAAGGGGAACACUGCGAGUAUUCACAUGAUUGGAAGGCCCCACCAAAUAACAUAUGUACAUUCUACCAAAAGGGUCUGUGUGCGUAUGGAAGUCGAUGUAGAUACGAUCAUGUCAAAGUUUCUCGGUUACAGUCUCCAGACGUGUCUUCAUCGGCAGAUGUUUCUUCAGCCAGUGAAUUUUCUUCUGGAACUGCAACUGCUGUUAGUGCUGAUCGCUCAGCUUCUACUCGACCAUUUUACCCUCCCAGUCAACCUGCUUGGGAAGAGAAUUUUGUGAGUAGUGAUACACUACUAACUGAGGAUGAUUUUGUAGAUGUUGGGGGUGUUGAUCCUGCUAGCCGACCAAUAUGCUCCUUUGCUGCUGCUGGUGAAUGUCCACAUGGUCUAAAUUGCCCUCACAUUCAUGGGGAUCUUUGUCCUACCUGUAAGAAACAUUGUUUGCAUCCAUUCAGACCUCAGGAAAGAGAAGAACACAUGAAAAUAUGUGAGAAGAGGCAAAGGCACUUAGAAGCACUGACACAUAGUCAAGAAAUAGAGUGCAGUGUUUGCCUUGAGAAUGUCCUGUCAAAGCCGACACCAGCAGAACGGAAAUUUGGGAUAUUAUCGGAAUGUGAUCAUCCAUUUUGUAUAUCAUGCAUCAGGAAUUGGCGUAGCAGUUCUUCAGCAUCUGGCAUGGAUCCUCAUUCUGCAUUAAGAUCUUGCCCUAUAUGUCGCAAGCUUUCGUACUUUGUCAUCCCUAGCGUCAUUUGGUAUUCCUCGAAAGAAGAAAAGCAUGAGAUUGUUGAAACCUACAAGGCCAAGCUGAAGUCUAUUGAUUGCAAGCACUUUGACUUUGGGAAUGGGAGCUGCCCAUUUGGGACUAGUUGUUUUUAUAAGCACAUGUAUGGUGAUGGUCGGCACGAGGAAGUGGUUAUUCGCCAUCUUGGAGCUGAAGAUGGAAAUACAGUUAUUGCCAAAGAUAUUAGGCUCUCCGACUUUCUUAGUAAUAUGCGAAUAAGGUGAUUAAAGCUUUAAAGAUUUCAGGGCGUGCUCAGGCUUUUAGUAGAAUUCCGGUGCACAUCUAGCUAAAGAAUUCUAAAAGUGAUGGAAAAAGAGUGCUUUGUUAUAACAUACCGUAGUUCUUCCCUUGAAAGCAAGAAUUUCCCGGAAUCAAGAUUCAAGGGGGGUUCACCCCCCAUUGUACUAAAUUUUGGAUUACAGUAUAUCCAAGACUGAAAAAGUUUUAUAUAUGAAAUGUACAUUCUGUACUUUGGGGGUUAUUUAAUUGUGGUUUAGAGGGCUUAUAUUUUUGUCCAUAUUAUAAGGUCACUCAAUUGAGGAAAUACGAAACGGCUGUGCAAUAUGGGCUCAGUCUGUAUAGACCUCGGUGAAAAAUAAAGAAUUUCGUGUGCGAUGGUGAAAAUGUGUGGAGUUGAUUUAAUUGCCUUUCGUACAGGCGUGUGCUAAUAUUUGCAAUUUUAUUGGCACAGUUUUUUU